AUGGCUGCCUCUACGAAGUUCAGUUUUUCCGUCAGGAGCAUCCUGGAUUUGCCAGAGCAUGAAGGCCAUAUCAUCCCGCAGCCAUCCCCGGUCCAUUCCUGUUCCAGCUCGCCGUACUCCUCGUGGAUGGACAGCGACCCGAGUCCUUGUCCAUCAUCCGACGAAAGCAGCCUGGAGAUCAAGGCGGACUUGUCCUCCAUGGAUAAUGAGGCAGAGAAAAAGAAGAAGCGCCGAGUUCUCUUCUCUAAGGCCCAGUCCUUUGAGCUGGAGAGACGCUUCCGCCAACAGCGCUAUCUAUCCGCACCGGAGCGCGAGCAGCUGGCUCACCUCCUUAGCCUGACCCCCACGCAGGUGAAGAUCUGGUUCCAAAACCAUAGGUACAAGAUGAAGAGAUCACGAGCUGAAGAAACACAGGACAUAAAUCAACCACCGAUGCUGCGCAGGGUUGUAGUGCCCAUCUUGGUGCGCGAUGGGAAACCGUAUCCGACCUGCAUCAUUGAUGCAAAUAAAAGGAGUUGUUUAGCACCCUGCACCUCUCAAGCACCCUUCAGUUUGGCCUAUCCGUCUUUUCAGCAUCCGUCGCCUUUUGCUUUCCCUUCCCGAUAUCAGCACUUUUCCCACCCGACAGCAUCCAGACACACCUUUGCAUGGCGCGACUUUCUUAACGACUCCGUUCACUUCAGCUCUUUCAAAUGACAAUUGCCAGUAGCCUACCACCCUACCACUGGGGCAUCUUGUUGAUUCACCUAAAUCGACAUUCCAAGUUUUAUUAAUCCCCAUAAAAACAGUAUGAGCUACUUAAACUCACAUUGGAUGAACAUUAUUUUGCACAUAUUUUAUUUUUGUAUUUUAUUCAAUGUUGGUUACGAAUGAUAUACAGAUUACUU
Messenger RNA from Osmerus eperlanus (European smelt), 887 nucleotides. It is a transcript of the gene nkx2-9, whose product is annotated as NK2 transcription factor related, locus 9 (Drosophila). The record is from RefSeq and is a predicted model, not a curated record. The transcript has 2 exons. The coding region runs from base 1 to 696 and encodes 231 amino acids. Gene Ontology annotation, cellular component: nucleus. Gene Ontology annotation, biological process: regulation of transcription by RNA polymerase II; cell differentiation. NCBI's taxonomy places the organism in Eukaryota, Metazoa, Chordata, Actinopteri, Osmeriformes, Osmeridae. Gene Ontology annotation, molecular function: RNA polymerase II cis-regulatory region sequence-specific DNA binding; DNA-binding transcription factor activity, RNA polymerase II-specific.